Molecule: messenger RNA, 1677 nt
Organism: Eptesicus fuscus (big brown bat)
Lineage: Eukaryota; Metazoa; Chordata; Mammalia; Chiroptera; Vespertilionidae
Gene: CXCR4
Product: C-X-C motif chemokine receptor 4
Exons: 2
Coding region: 57-1148 (363 amino acids)
Biological process (GO): brain development; neurogenesis; G protein-coupled receptor signaling pathway
Cellular component (GO): membrane
Molecular function (GO): cytokine binding; chemokine receptor activity
Source: RefSeq, a predicted model, not a curated record
UUCAGUCCGUUGGCUGCGGCGGCAGAUAGCAAAGGGAUCUCAAGAACUUGGGUGCUAUGGGCGCUCCUGUAGAGCAAGCGGUUACCAUGGACGGGUUCCAUAUAUACCCAUCGGAUAACUACACGGAGGAGGACCUGGGUUCAGGUGACUAUGACUCCAUAAAGGAACCCUGCUACAGAGAGGAGAAUGCCCAUUUCAACCGGAUCUUUCUGCCCACCAUCUACUCCAUCAUCUUCUUGACGGGCAUCGUGGGCAAUGGCUUGGUCAUCCUGGUCAUGGGCUACCAGAAGAAACUGAGAAGCAUGACAGACAAGUACAGACUACACCUGUCGGUGGCAGACCUCCUCUUUGUCCUCACGCUUCCCUUCUGGGCAGUUGAUGCCGUGGCAAACUGGUACUUUGGAAAGUUCCUGUGCAAGGCUGUCCAUGUCAUCUACACAGUCAACCUCUACAGCAGUGUCCUCAUCCUGGCCUUCAUCAGCCUGGACCGGUACCUGGCCAUCGUCCACGCCACCAACAGUCAGAGGCCAAGGAAGCUGUUAGCUGAAAAGGUGGUCUACGUUGGUGUCUGGAUACCUGCUCUCCUGUUGGCUAUUCCCGAUUUCAUCUUUGCCAACGUCAGGGUUGGGGAAGACAGGUAUGUGUGUGACCGCUUCUACCCCAAUGACGUGUGGAUGGUGGUGUUCCAGUUCCAGCACAUCAUGGUCGGCCUUGUCCUGCCGGGGAUCGUCAUCCUGUCCUGCUACUGCAUUAUCAUCUCCAAGCUGUCCCACUCCAAGGGCUACCAGAAGCGCAAGGCCCUCAAGACCACAGUUAUCCUCAUCCUGACUUUCUUUGCCUGCUGGCUACCCUACUACAUUGGGCUCAGCAUCGACUCCUUCAUCCUCCUAGAAAUCAUCAAGCAAGGGUGUGAGUUUGAGAACACCGUGCACAAGUGGAUUUCCAUCACCGAGGCCCUAGCCUUUUUCCACUGUUGCCUGAAUCCCAUCCUCUAUGCCUUCCUUGGAGCCAAGUUUAAAACCUCUGCCCAGCAUGCACUCACCUCUGUGAGCAGAGGGUCCAGCCUCAAGAUCCUCUCCAAGGGAAAGCGGGGUGGACAUUCUUCUGUUUCAACCGAGUCCGAGUCUUCAAGUUUUCACUCCAGCUAACACUGAUAAAAAAAGACGUUUGUACAUGAAAGAACUUUUUUUUAAGUUACACUUUUUUUUCAGAUAUAAAAGACUGACCAAUACUGUACAGUUUUUAUUACCUGUUGGAUUUUUUCUUGUGUUUAGUUUUUGUGAGGUUUAAUUGACUUAUUUAUAUAAAUAUUUUUUUUUGUUUCAUGUUGUUGAGUGUCUAGGCAGGACCUGUGGCCAAGUUCUUAGUUGCUGUAUGUCUGGUUGUAGAACUGUAGAAAAAGGAGCUGAACAUUCCAGGAUGUGCAGUGAGUCACUUAAGCUAGAAAUGAUCCUCAGCUGUUUGUGUAUAAAUAAUCUCUCCAUUCCAGUGGAAGUUUCUUUGCCUGUUCUGAAAUUGUUUGGUUACACUAUGUGAUUUUUGCUGUAGAAGAUGGCCCUUAGAGCCAAAUCCUGAAGUAGAAAUGCUGGUUUUUCAUUUUUCAGGAGUGGGUUGAUUUCAGCACAUACUAUGUACAGUCUUGUUUUAAGUUGUUAAUAAAAGUACAUGAAAAACUUA